CUUAGGUACACCGGAAUUCAUGGCACCAGAACUCUAUGACGAGGAAUAUAAUGAGCUUGUAGACAUCUAUGCUUUUGGGAUGUGUUUACUGGAGCUUGUUACAUUUGAGUACCCAUAUUGUGAAUGUUCAAAUGCAGCACAGAUAUAUAGAAAAGUAUCUGAUGGUGAAAAGCCAGGUUCACUGGCUAAGAUUGGUGAUCCUGAAGUAAAAUUAUUUAUAGAGAAAUGCAUUGCUAAAGUCACUAAAAGACUUUCGGCAAAUGAACUCUUAAUGGAUCCUUUUCUCCUAGAUGUUAGUGAUGAAAAAAUAUUCUAUCCAGUGCAUCCGAAUAUUAAUACAACAGAUACUGGUAGUCCAAAACCAAGCUCUAGUUUCAGAUAUGACGGAGUAGCAUCAUCUGCCGGUCGCCAUGAUCGCUCAGGUAGCAUGUUAGAUUCACAUCCUUCUGAUAACUAUGUCAUGCCCAAAACAUCCACUUCCCCUUUGAUAGUGAAGCGGACACUUCAAUCAGUGUUGCAACUGAGAUGGUUGUGCAGCUCGAUCUCACAGAUCAAGAUGUAA
Zea mays is the source of this 562-nucleotide messenger RNA. RefSeq names its product probable serine/threonine-protein kinase WNK2. Gene Ontology annotation, biological process: protein phosphorylation. The transcript has 5 exons. Lineage: Eukaryota; Viridiplantae; Streptophyta; Magnoliopsida; Poales; Poaceae. Gene Ontology annotation, molecular function: ATP binding; protein kinase activity. The record is from RefSeq and is a predicted model, not a curated record. The coding region runs from base 20 to 562 and encodes 180 amino acids.